CCCACUUGGAGAUAACCUCACCUACUCUGACUGACUGCCCGCCUAACCCAUCCAUACACCUAUUCCUGUCCACCUCACACGGUCAACACCUCACCAAGCCAACCCAGCUUGUAAACACCACACAUACGCGGCUUCUCGGACUUUAUUCCCUCUCAUCGCCCUUUAUCAAAUCCCGGCCGAAAGAAAAGUCCAGAACACCAGGGUGUACUCUCUCUCUCUCUCUCUCUUCCUCGCCUGAUUACUCAACGCAACCCGUUCCCCGAGAACCGCAGACUUUCCACUCACACUCAACCUAAACGCCAAGAAACACCUCCAGACUCACAUCCACAACCUAGACAAAAAACAAAAAUCCCCCAAUCAUGCCUCCCCGGAUCCCAACCCCAGAAGACUUCACUCAAGUCCAAAAACUCCUCCCCCUAACCCUAGCCUUCCCAAACCCCCCAGAAUCUACAACCGCAAUCCUCCUCCUCUUCCACGGUCUAGGCGACUCCGAGGCCCCCUUCGCCUCCUUCGCCCGCGCAAUGUCCCUCCCGGGCGUCCUCUCCAUCUCCCUUCGCGGUCCCUCCCCGCUACCCCCAUCCAUGCUGCCCGACAAUGAUGGCUCCGUAAACUCCGCCGCCGGCGCACCGGGCCACUUCCACUGGGGCGACGACAUCACCUUCGACCCCUCCACAGACGCCCUCGCCACAGACCCAGGCUUCUCCAAAUCCUCCACCCUCGUCGUGGACCACCUCAUCCGCGACACCCUCAUCACCCGCUGCGGCUGGGAGCUCAGCGACAUCAUCCUCUUCGGCUUCGGCCAAGGCGGGUCCCUGGCCUUGGGCAUCGCAUCGCAGCUCCGUCUCGGCCCAAAAGUCGUAGACGUGACGAAUCUCUCCUCUAGUUCCUCCACCACUGCUCCUACCGCUUCUGCAUCGAAACCAAAGAGGAACGACAGCCACUUUGACGAAAACACGCUCAAAGGCGUCCUCUCCAUCGGAGGCCCUCUACCGCCCUCCAUGGUUCCCACAGUCAGCGCGCGGGGCAAGUGCAAGACGAAAGCGUGUCUCGUUCAACUUGACGACGACGUCUUUGAUGCCGUAAAGGAAGAGUUCCUCGACGUCAGGCUCGUCAAGUGGAAGAGGAAAGACGUGGCUAUGCCUCGUGAUCGGGAGGAGAUGUUCCCCCUCAUGAAGUUCCUUGCGGAAUGCCUCAAGAGCGGUUGGUGAGGCGGUCUCGAGUUCGAUGCGGUACAAUCAAUUACAUACACUCAGACUUGACCAACCAACGAUUCCUCAGCGUCGACCGCACCGAUGGAUGAUGGCAGGCCUAAAUCUAGCUUACCAGCUGAGAGAUGAGCUUGGGUGGCUGGCACACAGAGCGGUGACGCAAGGUUAGUCUUCGUUCCUGAACAUAUGGAAACU
Molecule: messenger RNA, 1403 nt
Organism: Colletotrichum phormii
Lineage: Eukaryota; Fungi; Ascomycota; Sordariomycetes; Glomerellales; Glomerellaceae
Exons: 1
Coding region: 360-1208 (282 amino acids)
Biological process (GO): protein depalmitoylation
Cellular component (GO): cytoplasm
Molecular function (GO): palmitoyl-(protein) hydrolase activity; carboxylic ester hydrolase activity
Source: RefSeq, a predicted model, not a curated record